Messenger RNA from Enterobius vermicularis (human pinworm), 984 nucleotides. The record is from the annotation of a GenBank genome assembly. NCBI's taxonomy places the organism in Eukaryota, Metazoa, Nematoda, Chromadorea, Rhabditida, Oxyuridae.
AUGACUACGCCUCAUACGCUCCUAGGAGAAGUUCAGUGCCUCAGACGUCAAAGUUCUACCGACAAGUACACCAAUGAGUAUGUGAAAAAACAGUUUGCUCAUGAUGAUCUGAAUUUGGACGAACGAUAUAAAGCUCGUUCAAUCGACAGAGAUAAGCUCAAAAAAGUUCCUUGGAAACAACGACAAACGACAAUCUACCCGCUCUCCGAGUUCCCGAAACUGGGAUAUGGAAAUCCGAAUCUUUCAAAAAACACAGAAAUUGACGAAGAUGCAGACCUGCUGACACCAAAACCAUCAUUAUGGACUGAUGCCGCACAAUUUUUGGAAAAUUUGAGCAGCAGAAAAUCAAAAGAUCAAGACCUUUUAAUCUCCACAACUAGCAAUAAGACGAAAAAUAGGCCCUACGACCCCGUUUCAACAUCUAAUGCUGAAAAAGAGGAUUUUAAUUUGUUGAAAUAUAUUUUCCCUCAACCGAUAACGCCCGCAGGAGUUCAACCGUUGUUUGGACGCCCGGCAAGACCAGGUUUCCUAGUAACAGAAGACGGUCACUACAAAGGUUCAUCAAGUGUUCAACCAAUAGAACAAAAAACUUGGGGCAACCGCUUGGUCAAUUCUCUCCCAGCCGCUGUCGACGGUUUUCAGCUCGGUGUACCGUGGGAAACGCCAGACGGUGUAACCGGUCUUCGAGUCCCACAAAAAAGUGUAGCAGAAAAUUAUCAGGAUUCCUAUCAGUGGAAGAUAAACAGAGCCAACUACAUUCCUCAAACGUCAAAUUUACAACACAACAAAAUGAAAGUAAAAAACUCAAGUGGUUUAUGGUACUUUCCUGAGUAUAAUCAUGAAAAGGUGCCGUCAGUAAAAGCAGAUCAAAACUAUGAACCAAAAGCUACUAUACCAUCAUCUGAAUGGAACAGGCCAUUCCGAUAUGUUCAUGAGCAACGAUAUUUUACCAACGACCGAUACAUAUCACCAGCCUCUAUGUAA